This is a messenger RNA of Pantherophis guttatus, 4011 nucleotides long. RefSeq names its product catenin beta 1 (gene CTNNB1). The record is from RefSeq and is a predicted model, not a curated record. Gene Ontology annotation, molecular function: cadherin binding. Lineage: Eukaryota; Metazoa; Chordata; Lepidosauria; Squamata; Colubridae. Gene Ontology annotation, biological process: cell adhesion.
AGGCCUGGCGAAGUGGCGGCAGGAUACAAUCGAGUUUCUGCAGUCGCUAUAAGAAGCUCCCUGUGAACGGCGCCAUUUUAAGUCUCUCUCGCAUACCCUCGCAGUCGGUUUAGCUAUAGUGGCCGCGGCGGACGGCGAGAACCGGGUCUGAAGUGGAACAGACCACAGUUCUGGGAAUAUAUUAAAAAGAUGGCAACUCAAGCAGCUGAUUUAAUGGAGUUGGAUAUGGCAAUGGAGCCAGACAGAAAAGCAGCCGUCAGUCAUUGGCAGCAACAGUCAUACCUAGAUUCUGGUAUCCACUCUGGUGCCACAACCACAGCUCCCUCUCUGAGUGGCAAGGGAAAUCCUGAAGAGGAAGAUGUUGAUACCACUCAAGUUCUAUAUGAAUGGGAACAGGGAUUCUCUCAGUCUUUCACUCAAGAUCAGGUAGCUGAUAUUGAUGGACAAUAUGCUAUGACCCGAGCACAGAGAGUACGUGCUGCCAUGUUCCCAGAAACAUUGGAUGAAGGCAUGCAAAUCCCAUCAACACAGUUUGAUGCUGCACAUCCAACAAAUGUACAACGACUUGCUGAACCUUCCCAGAUGUUAAAACAUGCUGUGGUUAAUUUGAUAAACUACCAAGAUGAUGCAGAGCUAGCAACUCGUGCCAUCCCAGAAUUAACCAAAUUGUUAAAUGAUGAGGACCAGGUUGUGGUGAACAAAGCAGCAGUUAUGGUCCACCAGUUGUCCAAAAAAGAAGCUUCUCGUCAUGCUAUCAUGCGUUCUCCUCAAAUGGUUUCUGCCAUUGUGCGUACUAUGCAGAAUACAAAUGAUGUAGAAACAGCCCGUUGUACUGCAGGUACACUACAUAACCUAUCUCAUCAUCGUGAAGGCUUACUGGCAAUCUUCAAAUCAGGAGGUAUUCCUGCUCUGGUUAAAAUGCUCGGGUCUCCAGUGGAUUCUGUGCUUUUCUAUGCGAUUACUACUCUGCACAAUCUUCUGUUGCAUCAAGAAGGUGCUAAAAUGGCUGUCCGUCUAGCUGGAGGUUUACAAAAAAUGGUUGCCUUACUCAACAAAACAAAUGUUAAGUUUCUGGCAAUUACAACAGAUUGUCUUCAGAUUCUUGCAUAUGGUAAUCAAGAAAGCAAGUUAAUUAUUUUGGCAAGUGGUGGACCCCAGGCUCUAGUAAACAUAAUGAGGACCUAUACCUAUGAGAAAUUAUUGUGGACCACAAGUAGAGUCCUGAAAGUGCUAUCAGUCUGUUCUAGUAACAAACCUGCAAUUGUGGAAGCUGGUGGAAUGCAAGCCUUGGGACUCCAUCUUACAGAUCCAAGCCAGCGUCUUGUUCAGAAUUGUCUUUGGACUCUUAGAAAUCUCUCAGAUGCUGCAACUAAGCAGGAAGGCAUGGAAGGUCUUUUGGGAACACUUGUGCAGCUUUUAGGAUCAGAUGAUAUCAAUGUUGUGACUUGUGCUGCUGGCAUCCUUUCUAAUCUUACUUGCAAUAACUACAAGAAUAAAAUGAUGGUGUGCCAAGUUGGUGGAAUUGAAGCCCUUGUACGCACAGUUCUCCGUGCUGGUGACAGGGAGGAUAUUACUGAGCCAGCUAUCUGUGCCCUCCGCCACCUCACCAGUCGGCAUCAGGAAGCUGAAAUGGCCCAAAAUGCAGUGCGCCUUCAUUAUGGUCUACCAGUAGUGGUUAAACUCUUGCAUCCACCUUCCCACUGGCCUCUUAUAAAGGCAACUGUUGGUUUGAUUCGUAAUCUUGCUCUCUGCCCAGCAAAUCAUGCUCCGUUGCGUGAACAAGGGGCAAUACCAAGAUUAGUGCAACUACUAGUUAGAGCACAUCAAGAUACUCAACGUCGAACUUCAAUGGGUGGUACACAGCAGCAGUUUGUGGAGGGUGUGCGUAUGGAGGAAAUAGUUGAGGGCUGCACUGGAGCUCUUCAUAUCCUAGCUAGAGACGUCCACAAUCGGAUUGUAAUUAGGGGUCUAAACACCAUUCCACUCUUUGUGCAGUUGCUAUAUUCCCCGAUUGAGAACAUCCAGAGAGUAGCUGCAGGUGUACUAUGUGAAUUGGCUCAAGAUAAAGAAGCUGCUGAGGCAAUUGAAGCAGAGGGAGCUACAGCACCAUUAACAGAACUACUACAUUCUAGAAACGAGGGUGUGGCAACAUAUGCAGCUGCGGUCUUAUUCAGAAUGUCUGAAGAUAAACCACAAGAUUAUAAGAAACGUCUGUCAGUGGAACUGACCAGUUCUCUUUUUAGGACUGAACCAAUGGCUUGGAAUGAGAGUGCUGAUUUGGGCCUUGACAUUGGUGCUCAAGGAGAACCUCUUGGCUAUCGCCCAGAUGAUCCUAGCUAUCGUUCUUUCCACUCUGGAGGAUAUGGUCAGGAUACCUUGGGUAUCGACCCAAUGAUGGAACAUGAAAUGGGUGGCCAUCACCCUGGUGCUGACUACCCAGUUGAUGGACUACCAGAUCUAGGACAUGCCCAGGACCUUAUGGAUGGGCUCCCUCCAGGUGACAGUAAUCAAUUGGCCUGGUUCGAUACUGAUCUGUAAAUCAUUCUUUUAGAUGGUGCCAAUAAAAAUUGAAAAGACAUACUUUCAUCAUCUGAAUAAAAUAAUGAGGAAAUUUAUAUGGCAAGGGAAAAAAACAAGAAUAAAUUUGAAAAUGCUACAAGACACCAGGUUGGGAGGGGGAUUUGGUUUACCAAAUUGAGAAUUAUAUUAGCAAGCAGCAACAUUGACAUGGCUGAAAGAAUGGGAUUGAACUAAGAAACAUAAGGCUGUUAACACUGGAAGGGCAUGAUUUCUAACUGAGUUGGCAUGCUUUUUUUGGUAUAGUAGAAAUAAGAUACAUACAUACUUUCAUAGACAUUAUAUAUGAAAUGCAUUGCUAAUGGUUUGGGAGAAGGUUAGAGAUAAAUACUAUGAAAAUACCAAUAUGGUUAUCAACGAUGGAAGCUUUAAUACACCCAAAUGUUUUUAAUUUUGGAAAUAUUGUUAGAUAUAAGGAUUUGUUAACAGAUAAGGGGGAAUUGAAAGAGAAACGAGACCUGGAAGAACGGGGGAUUGAGACAGAUUGGUAUAUGUAUAUGCAGAUAAGAACAAGAUAUGAAAAAGACACUAAGUUACAUGGUUUUUAUUUGGAAAAGACUGAGUUGGAUAGGAUACUCACAGGAAUGGAAAAAAAUUUAAUAAAAUUUUGUAAUAUUUUUUUGCUAUCUAUUGAAUUGGAGGAGAAACAGGUAAAAGAAACAAUGAUAGCUUGGGGAAGAAAUUUUGGAUAUUCAAUUGAACUUGAAAAAUGGCAACAACUAUGGGAAAGGAACUAUAAAUUAAUGAUGUCCACCGCAUAUAAGGAAAACCAAUAUAAAAUAUUUUAUAGAUGGCGUAUGCCACAGGAAAAGUUAGCAAAAAUGUUUAAAGAUAAAUCAGCGAAAUGUUGGAAAUGUCACAAACUACCAGGAUCCUAUUAUCAUAUGUGGUGGACAUGCCCUGAAGCAAAAAAUUAUUGGAAUAAAAUUAAAACCUGGCUGGAAGAAAUGACACAAUUACAUAUUGAAUUCAAACCAGAGUUGUCCUUAUUGGGUAUCCUACUUGACAAAAUUAAAAAGGAAUAUAUUUAUUUUAUUAUACACGUAAUAACAGCUGCAAGAAUUGUUUAAGCUCAAAAUUGGAAAUUAGAGAAAAUACCUUUGGAAGAUGAAGUGAUAAAAAAGAUUUUAGAUUGUGCAGAAAUGAACCAAUUAACUUCAUUGAUUAAAGACAGGGAAGAAUCAGAAUACUGUAAAAUAUGGAAUUAUUUUUAUUGUUGGUUGGAAAAGAGAUAUAAAUUAUUAAUUUUAUAACUCUGUAAAAAUUUGAUGGCAAGAAUAUGGUUAUAGGGAUGAACUUUUAUAGUGGUUUGGAUGACGAUUAAGAUUGAAGAAACUGUUGGAACAAGAAGAAUAAAAAGAACUGAAGAAGUCAACACCGAGAUAUCACAGAGGAGGGAUAAUUGAUGUAUUAAAUGUUUGUUUGUCUUAAAAA